Molecule: messenger RNA, 1100 nt
Organism: Cyclopterus lumpus (lumpfish)
Lineage: Eukaryota; Metazoa; Chordata; Actinopteri; Perciformes; Cyclopteridae
Gene: c1ql3a
Product: complement component 1, q subcomponent-like 3a
Exons: 2
Coding region: 330-1100 (256 amino acids)
Molecular function (GO): protein binding
Source: RefSeq, a predicted model, not a curated record
GUCUAACUGGCCCUGAUCCACCUGCAGACUUCAGCUGCUGGACUCACCUUGGAGUGGCCAGACCCCACGUCUGGAUUUCAGAGAUGCGUUUGGAAGUCCCCGACACGUAGAGAACUUUCAGGGACCUGGAGAAGCAGAGCGGCAGCUUCUGUGUUCACAACUUCCUUCAACAUCAGCAACAACGUGUAGCUCCGCUACAUCUUUCUCUUGUAAGCGUUUCCUCUCCAGCCAGCAACAUUUCACCCAAAAGCAGACAACCGGAUCGUCCUGCGCUCACGCGGCUGGUCGGCAGGAAGCGGCUCGUGGCAGCAGGGGUCCUAGGGGUUGUAAUGGUUCUGGUUCUGGUCAUCCUCAUCCCGGUCCUGGUAAACUCAGCGGGGUCGGCGGCGCACUACGAGAUGCUUGGUACCUGUAGGAUGGUGUGCGACCCCUACGGAACCAAGUCUCCGACCAGCACCGUCACGACGGACACGGUCCGAGACAACCGCCUCGUAGAGUCUUUACCCACUUUUAUCCAAGGUCCGAGAGGGGAACCGGGUCGUCCGGGUAAGACGGGUCCGAGGGGACCUCCCGGUGAGCCAGGUCCUCCCGGACCAGCGGGGCCACCGGGAGAGAAGGGUGUACCGGGUAGAUCUGGGUUACCGGGACCUCCGGGACCCAGCGCAGCUGCCGGAGCGAUCAGCGCGGCCACCUACAGCACUGUGCCCAAGAUCGCCUUUUACGCGGGGCUGAAGAAGCAACACGAGGGCUACGAGGUGCUGAAGUUCGACGACGUGGUGACCAACCUGGGGAACCACUACGACCCGACCACCGGCAAGUUCACGUGCUCCAUCCCUGGGAUUUAUUUCUUCACUUACCACGUCUUGAUGCGCGGAGGGGACGGCACGAGCAUGUGGGCCGAUCUGUGCAAAAACAACCAGGUGCGUGCCAGUGCCAUAGCCCAGGAUGCAGACCAGAACUAUGACUAUGCCAGUAACAGUGCUGUGCUGCAUCUGGAGCCAGGAGACGAGGUCUACAUUAAACUAGACGGAGGCAAAGCCCAUGGAGGCAACAACAACAAGUACAGCACCUUCUCUGGAUUCAUCAUCUACGCCGACUAG